ACUACAACAUGCUCCGUAUGAUAAUACGUGUGUUAUUCCUGUCAACACUGGAUCCAGUAAUUCUUAGUAAUUGUGCAGUUGUGCGACUUUCUGACGAGUAACGUUUGCGCACACUGGGACGUUUCCACGCUCGCGCUAAGUCUUUGGGACUACAUGUCCCUGUAUUCUCUCAGCUGCCCCGUGAUACGACGUGUCGUAAAAAGAAAAAAAUCCGUCAACAACACCAAAACCGACAUGGACACCGCCAAAGGGGCUUGACACGUUUUUUACCUUUGUUAUCUGAAAAUGUUCGCCUAGUAGCGCCAGGCCUCUGCACCCAGGGCGGACUGGAGGGAUGGAGGCCAUGGAGGAUGACAGUUUGGACCUGAAAGAUGACCACAACCACAACUACUGUGCGAGCGGCAGCAAAGUCCGCCCGUGUCUCAGUAGUCAGCUGUCGGAGGUGUCAACGGUCCCACAAGCCGUCUGUCCGCCGGUGUCCGCGGGCGAACCGGACGCUCGGCGGGCGAAGCUGUGGUCCGGUAGAACACGCGGGUCAAAGUUCAUGGACUCGGACUCGGGCAGCGAGAGCAGCGAAGUCAGCGAGAGCGACUGCGCGGCUUCGCCGGCCGCCGUCGAGGGGAAAUUCACCCUGGACUCUACCUCCAAGUUCCGUAAGGUCGCAUGAAGGAUCGCUUUAUUACCGGGCGGAUUGCUUUGCUGCUGUACCUGCUUCUCUCUGUCACGCAGUGCUCAACGCCAUGGCAGUAGAUGACUACAGGAAGAACCACUGGCCGGAGCUGGAGAAGGCCAUAGACCGCCUGCUGAUCCAGAACUCCACGGACCACAUCGCUGUCUCCUACGCACAGAUUUACGGUUACAUCUAUAAAUGUGUUUGCCAGCAGCAUUCGGAGCUACUCUACAACGAUCUGAAAUCCAAAAUCAGCAGUCAUCUGCAGCAGGUGUCCGCCCAGCUACAAGACAGCCCACCUGAGAGCUUCAUUGAAAACUUCAACACUGCACUCACUCAAUACACGGCUUCUCUCCAGUGUAUAGUUCCUGUUUUCAUGUACUUGAACAAGUUCUACAUUGAGUCAAAGCUAAACAGAGACCUGGGAGAGGAUCUGAUGAAGCUCUUUGCUGAUCACGUGGCGGAAAAACAUGUGAAAGUUCUGAUGCCACUUCUCAUCAAAGCCCAUUCCAUGCCCUUUCAAGUGCAGCCGUCUACCAUGGCCAGUGUGGUCAAAGGCCUCUACAGCCUCAGGCCGGAGUGGGCCCAGCUAGCGCCAGCGCUCUUCUCUGGCUUUAUUCCUCAAAUCAACCCCCCCGCCGUGGAGUCUCUGCUGUCCGACUAUGCUGCUCAUGACCAGAAAUUACAGAUGGAGCUCUCUAUGAAUGGCUUUCCUCGAGGGGACCAGUCUCGCAAACGGGCCAGUGACGACUCCUGAUAGUAGAGCGGAUGUCUGCGUCUGUGCUGCAGAACUCAAACUGUGCCUCCCUUAUGUCGUGAUCACAGGCUGGCUGCAUUGGGGACAAUGUAAAGACUGUGAGGUCCUUCUCUAAAGACUCAAGAUCACAAAGCACUGUGAACAACAAAGAGAGAGCAUGAAGCUGAGCAGACGCCUAAUCUCAGUGCACUAAAACAAACACAGACUCCUACGAUGGUGCUUUGCUCUGCUAUCAGGAUGCAUCCAGCUUCAGUAUUGGCAAGGUGUGUGUAUGUAUGUGUGUUUGUGUGCCCCCGUUUUUACCAAUUGAAGCGUGCCUUCACGGUGUCUGACUGACGGGAGGUUCCGAUGAGGGUUGUGCCGAUGAUGGCGUUUUCAUUCCUAAUAUUAAAGUGUCUUGUGUGUUUUUUAUAAACUGGACUAAUGGAGACAUUCUACUGCUGCUAGUAAUCGCAUUCCCCGUAAUAACUGCUGUUGAUGCUAACACUGUGUGUGUGUGUGUGUGUGUGUGUGUGUGUGUGUGUGUGUGUGUGUGUGUGUGUGUGUGUGUGUGUGUGUGUGUGUGUGUGUGUGUGUGUGUGUGUGUGUGUGUGUGUGUGUAACCUUUUGGCAGCAGUCAAACACAUGGGGGGGGGGGCAUCAGAAGUAUGGGGAACCUACUGAUUCUGCUCUUCGUGUUGCCUUCACUGUGUUGUUCCAAACCCAGUAAUGCCAAAGAGGAUCGCAGUAAUUGUUUUGGCUUCUCUCUACUUUUCUUUACUAUACAGUGUUUUGCAUUCGGGCUGACAUCACUGUAUUUGCUGGCUGUGUCUCUGAGCCCUUUACGUUUUGUAUUAACACAUUUUGUCUGACCCAUUUGUAAGUUAGUCAAAUUGUGCCUGUGUGUAUUGCUUUUUAGUUUAAAGCCUUACGUGUUGUAUUGGCAGGGAUCACAAUGCAGGACAAUACACUGAGUGCCAGAAAGCUUAAAAUUAGUCAAUUCUCGUUUUUAUGGGUGUUCAGCUAAAUCAUCUCUUAAAUGUGAAACCUGUUUUAGAAAAACAAAUAUGCAAAUAUUUUGAGUCCGGCCUACUUGUAUUUAAGGUUGUGCAUAUAAAGCCGGCUCACGGUGGAACUAGUUCUUCCUUCGCAAAGGGGUCAAUGCGCAGAAGCUCGUCUCCCGGGUGAUUUUAUUUUCUAACAUACACUUGAAUCGAGACGCAUUUGAUACGCUGUCUUACACUGUUUUAAGUGUGAACACGUGCUCAGGCUCGCUCUUUGUUUCUGUCCGUGGGUCUUCGGCACGGUUCUCCCCAUUGCUUUAAAAAAUCGCUGAGUCAAUCAUGGAGCAUGUUAAGCUGUUAUGUUUUAAUUCGGGUCAAGUAGGCAACAACUUGCAGCCUAACCUGCUGAGAUUCCAUCACUUUCUGUUUAAUAUGCUGCAAGGAUAUCUGUGUUAAAACAACUGAACAACUGUGAAUAAACCUGUCUGCUCAUA
Betta splendens (Siamese fighting fish) is the source of this 2904-nucleotide messenger RNA. It is a transcript of the gene cacul1, whose product is annotated as CDK2 associated cullin domain 1. The transcript is spliced from 7 exons. The record is from RefSeq and is a predicted model, not a curated record. NCBI's taxonomy places the organism in Eukaryota, Metazoa, Chordata, Actinopteri, Anabantiformes, Osphronemidae. Gene Ontology annotation, molecular function: ubiquitin protein ligase binding. Gene Ontology annotation, biological process: ubiquitin-dependent protein catabolic process. Bases 372 to 1427 code for a protein of 351 amino acids.